This is a messenger RNA of Myzus persicae (green peach aphid), 873 nucleotides long. It is a transcript of the gene Spase12, whose product is annotated as signal peptidase complex subunit 1. The record is from RefSeq and is a predicted model, not a curated record. NCBI's taxonomy places the organism in Eukaryota, Metazoa, Arthropoda, Insecta, Hemiptera, Aphididae. Bases 143 to 466 code for a protein of 107 amino acids. Gene Ontology annotation, cellular component: signal peptidase complex; endoplasmic reticulum membrane. The transcript is spliced from 4 exons. Gene Ontology annotation, biological process: protein targeting to ER.
AAUUUGUAAUAUUUGUAUUCAGAAAAUAAAAUAUUAGUCAAUAGUUUUUACUUUUUAGAGCUUUUGAAGAUUGACUUUUAUAUAUUAUAGUGGAGAAGUAAAAUAAAGUGAAGUAUAUUAUUUUAUUUGCAAGCUUCCCAUCAUGUUCGAUAAUUUAUCCAUUUGGAAAUGGCAUAUGGACUUUGUGGGCCAAAAACAUGCUGAAUAUUUGUUUAGAACCAUUAUUACUAUGUGUGGGUUUGUUGGUUUUAUUUUGGGGUACGUAAAAGAGCAAUUUUCAAUCACAAUUGGUCUAACAUUAAUUGGAUUUUUUGUUUCUGCUUUACUGACAAUUCCACCUUGGCCUUUUUAUGCUCGUAAUCCACUUAGAUGGCAAAAAGUAAAGAAGGUUAAGAAAAUUGAAAAUAUCCUAACCUAUGAUGAGUACAAAGAAGAAAAAAAGAAAGAAAAAAAGAAGACAAAAUGAAAUAGUUUAUAGCAUAUUUUUUUAAUAUUUUAUUUUUUCCUAUUAUAUUAUUUAAUUUAAAUCAAUUAUUUGAAAUAAAUAUAUGUUAUAUAUUAUAUUAUAUUGUAUUAAAAGAAAUUAUAUUUACAUUAAAUAUUAUGAAUAAGCUAGGUAUGUAAAUGUCCUAAAAAAAAGAAAAAAAAUUUUAAACAUGGGUUUAAGUUAGUAACUACUCUGCUGUACAGUUGUUUAAUCAAUCUCGUCAUUGUGGAGUAAGUCAUUGUAAUGUAUGUGUUAAAUUUGAAUUUAAUGAUAAAUCAUUGUUUAUAAAAAACAAUUCAAAGCAAACAUAGUCUGUCAGUCUAUAUUAUUACGUUAAUUUGAUGAUACAUUUAUAUUACAAUUAAAGUUUAUUUUGUUCUUAAUAA